Coccomyxa subellipsoidea C-169 is the source of this 3553-nucleotide messenger RNA. Its product is annotated as P-loop containing nucleoside triphosphate hydrolase protein. Gene Ontology annotation, molecular function: ATP binding; ABC-type transporter activity; ATP hydrolysis activity. The transcript has 13 exons. The record is from RefSeq and is a predicted model, not a curated record. The coding region runs from base 177 to 2288 and encodes 703 amino acids. Lineage: Eukaryota; Viridiplantae; Chlorophyta; Trebouxiophyceae; Coccomyxaceae. Gene Ontology annotation, cellular component: membrane.
CCCAGCCUGGAUUCCUUAGCGUUCCAAUAUACAGCUGCAUCAUCGGUAUCGAGCGAAGUGCAGCGUGAUCCUGUAGCAUCGAGAGUUCUCGGCAGAGACGAUUUCUGUACACCCGUCCAAGUGCAUGUGUUGAUAGGCCACUGGGAGAGAAACAGGGGCCGCAGCCCGGUCUUUAAAUGCGGCAGGUUACUCCCAUGUCACCUCCCAGGACGCCCCGCGAGCCAAAUACACCCAGCCUGGCCGUGAACCGCUACCCCUGCGAGAUUCGGUUUCAGAAUCUGGGCUUCCAUGUUCCCAACAGCGGUGACGGCGGUUUGGCAAUUCUCAAUGAUGUCACGGGUGUGUGUGCGGCCAAGCGCAUGGUUGCAGUCAUGGGACCCUCGGGCGCCGGCAAAUCCACACUUCUCAAAAUCCUGGCAUGCAAUGUUUCUGGAGGGGAGCAGCAAGGGCACAUACUGGUCAACGGCUCACCUGUUCACCCAAAGGUGUUCAAGAACCAGUCUGCGGUCGUGUGGCAGAGCGAUGUGUUGCUCGCCAGUGCCACGGUGAAGGAGGCCCUGAUGACAAGUGCGCUCUUGAAGCUGCCUCAGAGCCUGUCCAGGGCCAAAAAGGAGGAGCGGGUGGAGCAGAUUUUGGAGGAGCUGGAGCUGCAAGGGGUGAAGGACCACAUGAUAGGGGAGGAUGUGGAUGGAGCGGUGAGUGGCAUUUCCGGCGGCGAGCGGCGGCGCGUGUCGGUCGGCAUCGGCCUCGUGACGGAUGCGCGCGCCAUUUUCUUGGACGAGCCGACCACCGGGUUGGACUCCGACUCCGCCGAGCAGCUCAUCUCUCUGCUGUCUCACCUCGCCACCCACAAGCACCGCACGAUUGUGCUGACGAUCCACCAGCCGAGCAGUGACAUCUGCGAGCGAUUUGAUGACCUCAUCCUGCUCUCCUCUGGCCGCAUGCUCUACUGUGGCCCCUGGCCCGAGGCCGACCAGUACUUUGCCAACGCCGGCUUCGAGCGGCCGGGGUACCGCAGCACGGCGGAGCACAUUCUGACGCUGUGCAAGGACAAGGAGUACGCGGUGCCCUUCCUGGCGGGGCAGUACGCCAAGAGCCUCAUCGAACAACACCUCACCCGCCUUGACAGCCAGGCCUCCAUGGGCGCGCUGGGCCUGGGCCUGAAGCGCGGCGGCAGCGUGGGGCGCCUCUCGCGGCAUAACAGCAUCACCGGCGGAGAAAGGAGCAUCACCGGCGGAGAGAAGCCGCUCGCGCGCGGGGGAAGCCUCGUGAUCGAUCUGGAGGCGCAGGCUGUCUCGGUCGUGUCGCCGCGGUCGGGAUCGGCGCCGACGAACAUGACGGCCGUCAUUGCGCGCCACAUGGUCGCUGGCGCGCUGCAGUCCGUGCCCUCCAACGGUCUGUUGCCGGAUGACCUCCCGUCCACCAGCCAUGAGCAUGUGGCCCUAGAGGAGGUGGCCACUUCGCAGUGGUACCAGGUGCAUGUGCUGAGCGUGCGCUUCCUGAGGUCCUGGUACAGGUGUCCAACCAACCUGGCCAUUCAGGCCGGCCAGUACAUCUUCUUCGCAUUGCUCAUAGGUGCCACCUACUGGCGACUAAGCAAGGACCUGCCCGCGGCGUCCUUUGACCGGCUGGCAUCCCUCUGGUUUGUGGCGUCUUGCAUGGUGCUGCAGCCUGGCAACAACGCCUGCACCAUCAUGUACUCCCAGAAGCCGCUGCUGCGGCGAGAGAUCAGCAACGGCCUCUACCAUUACUCAUCCUUCUUCAUUGCCAAGAGCCUGACCUCCCUUCCCUUCCAGCUCGCCUUCGCCUGCAUCUUCACCGGCUCUGUCUACUUUCUGGUCGGGUACCAGAUAAGCCUGGUGAAGUUCUUCCUCUUCUUUGCGCUCAACUUUGAGCUGCUGCUGAUCAGCGAGACGCUGGGCAUUCUGUGCGCUGGCCUGGCGCGCAACGAGCUUGUGGGCAUGAUCAUUCUGGCCACCUUCUACGUGCCCCUCCUCAUGUUCACCGGCUUCAUCCAGACCAAGACACCGGCGUACCUGGCAUGGAUCAAGAAGCUGUCUUACGUGGCGUACGGCUACAGCGGCCUGGUCAAGAACGAGUUCGAGGGGCUCUCCAUUCACACCGCCCAGGGAAUGGCUGUCCCCGACGCCUCCGGCCUCAUCCCCGCAAACAUCGAGAACGGUCUCAGCAUCGGCACAGACGCGCUCAUCAUGCUGGGAAUCCUGAUCGGCAUGCGCUUUGUCGCCUACAUCCAGAUGACGCUCGCCAUCAAAUUCCACAAGCUCUGAGGCGGCUUCGCCGGCGGCUGCUGGCCGGCCGGGCCCUGAAGCUGCCGCUGUAGGUUCCCUGCAGCUUCAGGUCCCGAGCAUGCGGCGCGCGGCCACGCCGGGGAUGAGGGAUUAUCUAAUGCUGGGAGCCAAAAUGGGCAGUGCACUUCUUAAAGAAUGUAGAGGGUGUUUCUUGACCAUGAUUUAGUGUUUGUUGACCAAAAGGUUGGUGCGCAACAGUUGCCAAAUGCCAGCCACUGCAGCCUGUAGGCAGCACUGCAAGAGUGGCAAACGUCAAAGAUAUUGCCAAUAUCGCUGUGCAGAUGCAGCGGCAUUGAAUGUCGGGCAAACGCACACCCUUUGCGUGGUGGCAGCCACUCACGCCAGGCAUUCUGAGGUUGGGCCUCAAGAUGAUUGGCGCAGAACUGAAGAGACUGGCUUUAAGAGUGUGGCCGACCACUCAAUGUCUCACUUGUGCGGCGAGAUUCUUUCGGUGGCAUGACACAAGCCGGUUGCUGGUGCAGAUUGUGAAGCUCUUUAUGGGACAGCAGAUCUUACGCUACUUCCUAAUGUGGAGCUGCUUGCAUGCCCAGGUAGAGCUGUUGAAUACGACUAGUUGAGAAAACAAAAGAACAAUGAUCGAGAACAGUCCCACAAAUGAGGUGUUUACACCAGCACAAGUGAACUCUCUACUGCUGCAGAUUUGCGCUGAAGAGGAGCCACAAAAUGUCCGACUGAUAGUUGCAGAGCAAGUGUCCGCUUUUCAUGACGCGCUUAAUCAAUUGUACUGGGUUGUUAUUGUGCCAAUAGUGACGGGACUACUGUGUCGAAGGCGCUUUCCAAUAUGCCUCCAGAACAUUGCUGUGCAGAAGCAGGACUGAGAAUUUGAAAGACGGCAGAUAGGUCAGAUUGAAGGGGGCAAUAACACGUGAUUGAGGCGUUUGCAGCAGAAGACACUCUAGGAUCCAACUCGUGUUGACGAGGCGUCUGAUUUCUCAUUGAAGAUAUUCCUCUCCUUUCUCGUGCUUUGACAGGCAGAAGGCCAUGCAUGCUAGGAGCUUUCGCCCUGUACUUUUACCCCCUUUGCUUUUGUCCCCACCCCGUCUGCUAGAUCAGGCAUUUAGUCGUGGAUGCAGUACUGCCUUACUACUGAGUUGUAGAACAGCAUUGCGAUGCGUGAGAGGUACAUACAUUGCAAUAUUGGCAUCAAUAGCAACGCCUCAUUAGCCAGACUCAGUCAAGUACAAAUCACUGUAACAGCCUUGUAGCUUUGAAGGUGUGAUAUG